GGGGAAGGCGCCGGGCCGGUACCACCGCCAUGGGGGCCAGCGGCUCUCGGCUGCCCGUGGCAGCGCCCAGCUCCGCACGGCUGCCCGCUGAGAGGAGGCAGCACUGCCCGCGCUCCGCUGCCGAGCUCCCGGCCCCGGCUCUCCCCGCAGCCCCCGCACCCGGCCCGCUCCCCCCUUCCGACAAGGGUGGUUGAGACCGGGCGAGGCCGUGCCGGCAGGAGUAGGGGUCGGGGCCAGUCGAAGAUGGCGUUUCCCGGGCAGCCAGCGCCAGGCGGCGGCUUCUACCAGGGCGGGUAUGGAGGAGCCCCAGGAGGACCUGCAUUCCCUGGCCAAGCCCAGGACCCUCUGUAUGGAUAUUUUGCUGCAGUAGCAGGGCAGGAUGGACACAUCGACGCCGACGAGCUGCAGAGGUGUCUCACCCAGUCAGGCAUUGCAGGGGCAUACAAACCCUUCAACUUGGAGACCUGCAGACUCAUGAUCUCCAUGCUGGAUAGGGACAUGUCUGGGACGCUGGGGUUUGAGGAGUUCAGGGAGCUGUGGGCUGUGGUCAGUGGCUGGAAGCAGCACUUUGUGACCUUCGACCGCGAUGGCAGCGGCUCUGUGGACCGGCAGGAGCUGGAGACAGCCCUGGUGAACAUGGGCUUCAGGCUGAGCCCACAGGCAGUGACAGCCAUCACGAGGAGGUUCAGCACCCAUGGCAAGAUCACCUUUGAUGACUACAUUGCCUGCUGUGUGAAGCUCAGAGCUCUCACAGAGUGCUUCAGAAGAAGGGAUGCAUCUCAGCAGGGGGUUGUGAACUUCCAGUACGAUGAUUUCAUCCAGUGUGUUAUGAGCAUCUGAAGGAGGGCAGCAGGCCCUGGCUGACUACACUGAACAUUCCAGCCUGUGCUGUGCUUUGCAAGCCUUGCUCUGCCUCUGCCCCUGCAGACUGGUGUCCCCUGAGGGCAUCUCCCUGCACACUGCAGGUGCUGAGUUCCUCGGUGAGUGUGACCCUGGCUGUGCUCCUGCCUUCCCUCCCUCCCAGCUGCCCCAUUAAAGAAGGGUUUGUUUCUAUGAA
This is a messenger RNA of Pogoniulus pusillus (Red-fronted tinkerbird), 1057 nucleotides long. It is a transcript of the gene SRI, whose product is annotated as sorcin. Lineage: Eukaryota; Metazoa; Chordata; Aves; Piciformes; Lybiidae. Gene Ontology annotation, molecular function: calcium ion binding. The transcript has 8 exons. Bases 244 to 840 code for a protein of 198 amino acids. The record is from RefSeq and is a predicted model, not a curated record.